Lampris incognitus (smalleye Pacific opah) is the source of this 2808-nucleotide messenger RNA. RefSeq names its product polyhomeotic homolog 3 (Drosophila) (gene phc3a). Gene Ontology annotation, molecular function: protein binding; zinc ion binding. The transcript is spliced from 14 exons. Lineage: Eukaryota; Metazoa; Chordata; Actinopteri; Lampriformes; Lampridae. Gene Ontology annotation, cellular component: nucleus; PRC1 complex. Bases 1 to 2727 code for a protein of 908 amino acids. The record is from RefSeq and is a predicted model, not a curated record.
AUGGAUAGGCAGAGCCCAGGACCGAGGGAGGCUGAGACCAAUAGUACUGUUGCUGCCACUGCCCCCAGCCCAUCAGCUGUAGUAACCAUGGCAACAGCCAGCUCCAGCACCCGAACCUGCUCCCAGGUGCCCUCCACCUCUCUCAGCAUCGUCCCACCCAACAAGCACGCAGUCCAGGUGAUCCGGCAGGCCGUCCACAGACCACAGAGCAUGGCAGCCCAGUACCUUCAUCAGAUGUACGCAGCCCAGCAGCAGCACCUCAUGCUGCAGACAGCAGCCCUACAGUUGCCCUCAUUGCCUUCUUCUUCCAGCGGGAGUUUACCCCAGCCAUCCAGCGUAUCCGAAAACUCAAAUGCUCUACCCGCCUCUCCAGUAACAGCCCAGCUGAUUAACCAAACCCACACUUCCAGCUCCGCUGCUGCAGGCAGGGCCGUAUCCCAGCAGGCCAUGCUCCUAGGAAAUAGACCGGCCAACUGUAACCAAGCUCAGAUGUACCUUCGCACUCAGAUGCUAAUUCUGACUCCUGCAGCCACAGUGGCUGCAGCUCAGUCGGGCCUUCCCGCUGUCUCCUCCUGCUCCCCUCAGACCUCCCCCUCUCAGGUCCAGAGCCUGGCUGUGCGUGCCCAUCUCCCCGGGAAUGUACCAAGAGCCCAGAGUGUCAUCCUGAAGCAGUCAUCCCAGUCUCGAGUCUUUUCCCCAACCAUGUCCCUGCCCAAGAUGUCCAUCUGUCCCCUUAAAGCCAGCCAGCAGACCGAACCUUCCACAGAGACAAGAAUUCAUGCUAGGCCGGCUAAUGUCACUCGGCUUACGUCAGGGGCCCACAUUAUAGCCCCAUUACCAGCAACGUGCUCACCAGUCCAGCCCCAUGCUCUGGUGAAGCAACAGCUCACCAGUCCUCCCAGCCAGCACGAGGCGCACCAUCAGUUCAUCCUCCAGCAGACUACAGGAGGAGCUCCCAGCCACAGACAGCUCCAGCCUCUUACUUUACAGGUAGCGCCCCAAGAAACCAGCAGCAAGCCCCUUCCACUGUCAAUCAAACCAAUGGCCACUCCCAACCCUGCCACCACCCAAUCACAACCCAGCAUUGGGACCCCAGCCCCAUCUUCUUCCUGUGUCACCAGUGUGUUUGCCUCAUCAGUACAACCCUCAAGUCCCGCCUCCACCGUGCAGCUUCUGCCACCUCCUCUGGUGGCAGCUCCCCAGCGACGGACCUCUUUCCCCCCAGUCCAGAGCCAGCCUCCACCUCCUCCCCCACCCUUGGUUCUCCCCAGGUUGCCCAAGAACCCACCAGCCUCAAUCCAGAGGUUGUCCCUGCACUCGGUCCAGGCCCUGGCCAUCCAGUCUGGCUGUGUACUGACAGCAGAGGAGGAGCUUCCUGUGGCAGAGGCCCUGGUUCAGAUGCCCUACCAGAACCUUCCCCCUCCCCAGACAGUGGCUGUGGACCUGAAGGUGCAUCGAGUGAAGAACACCGAAACUCAAUGGUCAACACAACCAAGCAAAAUGAAUAUCCGGAGUUCAGAGGAGAGGAAAGAGGACGCUUUUCCCAGUCCACAGAGAGGCAAGACCCCCACACCUCCUGCCAUGCCUGCUAGAGAGAAUGGAGAAGCUGAUACGGGUUUGUUGUGUAUCGCGUCUAAUCAUUCGGUGAUCCAGUCGCCAGAGGUGGAGGAGCCUUCCCCCAUCACCAGCAGUAGCAGUAGCAGCAGCAGCCCCCCCCCUCAUCCACCACCACCUCCUCUUCUACCUCCUCCUCCCCUCCUGCCUGCCGUGGUAAGAGGCCUCGGCCAGCCAGGGAGCCCCGAAGGCCACCUUAGACCCCACAUCCUCAUGCACCUCAUAGAGGGCUUCAUCAUCCGAGAGGGCUUGGACCCAUUGCCGGUGGGCCCCUCGCCACUGGUGGCGGAUGAGCAAGCCUCACUUCCUGAAUCCCAGGAGAUUCGGACUCACGGGGACGCGGCGCCUGAGGACAGCCCAGCUGAUCCUGAACAGUCAGAUUCCACAGACUCGGAGAUGGAAAAUGAUGUAAAUGAUGUUCCUGCAGCUGAUGAGACAAGGGACAGCGUGGCAAAUGCGCUGCAGUGUGAGUUCUGUGGAAAGAGAGGUUACGUUCACACAUUCCUGCGCUCCAAGCGCUUCUGCUCCAUGACGUGCGUCCGAAGGUUCAGUGUGAGCUGUACCAAGCGAAUCAGCACGUCGAGGGCAGAGAGGACGGGUCAGUGGGGCCACAGGCCGGCGGGGAGGAGAGGACGACCCCCGGGCCGGGUCAACGGGGUCUCCAGAGAACACCUCCUGAGACAGGCCCAGGGGUCAUUUGGCUCUGCGGAGACCCGGCAGGACUCACUGAGGAAGGGGGAGGCAGACGAAGACGAGCAGCCGCCCGUUCCCAUGGUUACAAGGCUCCGCAGCCAGGCAGAGAGAGAGCAAGAGAAGGAGAGGAUGGAGGAGAGGAGGGGGAUGGCGGCAGGGACACCUAGUGGUACUGAUGGUACUGAUGGAGAGGAAGGGGACAUCUGUGGUCCAUCACAGUGGAACGUGGAACAAGUGUUCGCCUAUAUCAGCUCUCUGCCAGGUGGUCUGGACAUAGCCAAGGAGUUUCGCUGCCAGGAGAUCGAUGGACAAGCUCUCCUGCUGCUCACAGAGGACCACCUGGUCAACACCAUGAACCUCAAACUGGGCCCUGCCCUCAAACUGUGCGCCCACAUAAACUCUCUGAAGGAGUCUCCGUAGACGGUGUAGCGUUCAGACUGGACCGGGACAAACUGACACAGGUGUCCAUCUUCCCGGCUCUCCACUUCCAACCGAGAUAAG